GUUUUCCCUCUUCUCUCUUUUAUAACACACUCGCUGCCGCAUCAGCCCGGCCUAUUUCAAUGACAGAAAAAAAGAAAGAAAGAAAGCAAGUCCACGCUAUUAUACCAUUUCAAACUUCGUUUCUAGCACUGAGAAAACACGAUGGAUGAUUCCAAGAUACAACGCCCUACUGUGACAUCUCUCCAAGAUUUGGAGUUAAUGGAAGCCCUAGACUCAAAGACACACGAGUUGAAAUACGUCAUGUUCUAUCAUAUCACCUCUGAUGGCGAUCUUUACUAUGGGCAGAUUUACAACAAAAAAAUGAAGGACAUCACUCUUGCUGACUACAUCUCAGCAUUAGAGCAUGUUAGCGACGAGGAGGUCUACCCUCUAGUCCCUGAAGGUAUUACGCUCAAAAUUGCGCCUGAUUACUGGGAUGACACUACGGCAUUCAUCAAGCGGCCGGGAUUGACCUGUUACAAAACCAUGAAAGGAACCGAAUUUAUCCCACAACAAAUCCUGCAAGAGACCCUUAUCAUGGAGCAGCUUUCCAAGGCACCCCACCCCAACAUUAUCACAUACAUUGGCUGUCAAGUAAAGAAUGGUUGUCGGAUUACAGCGAUAGUCUUAGAGCGCCUUGAUCAGACGCUUGCCCAAUUGGCCCAGACACCCACCUUCCACCAGCUUGACCAUGAUGCAGUUUUCAAAGCUAUUGAAUCGGCUAUCCAUCAUAUUCACUCUCUAGGUUUGGCCCAUAACGAUAUAAAUCCACAUAAUAUCAUGUUCAAGAAUGGGAAGGCUGUGCUAAUCGACUUUGGAUCUUGCCAACCAUUUGGGAAGACUCUCCAAUCGCUUGGAACGCCGGGCUGGUUUGAGGAGAGUUUCUAUACAUCCGAGGCGAAACAUGAUGAAUACUCCCUUAAGAAGCUGAAGCAAUGGCUUCAAAAGCCGGAAUAACUGUAGAUGGAGGGUUCUACAGCUACAUUGAAUCUUGCUACUAAAGUAGUGUGGAGUGUAAGGAGGAAGACCGAGAGAGGUUAGCCAGCAAUUUGGUUACUAGAUUUUAGGAUUUGUUGCUGUUAUGAACUUAUCUAGGUGUUCUAGCCUUUAUAAUCUGUUUUUCUGUUAUAUUAUAGAGAUAGUGUGGGUUCCAGAACAUUCUAAGUAUCGUCGUAGGUAGCUAUACCCGACUCGCAUUUAAGUGGCUCGGCUAUUGCUGCUGUGGCGUUGUAGUAAGCCUAUACAGGCAAUAGCUAUAUUCUUGAGACGAAUGCAUUGAACUCU
Messenger RNA from Xylaria bambusicola, 1263 nucleotides. RefSeq names its product kinase-like domain-containing protein. The record is from RefSeq and is a predicted model, not a curated record. Gene Ontology annotation, molecular function: RNA endonuclease activity; ATP binding; protein serine/threonine kinase activity. Bases 142 to 936 code for a protein of 264 amino acids. Gene Ontology annotation, cellular component: IRE1-TRAF2-ASK1 complex. Lineage: Eukaryota; Fungi; Ascomycota; Sordariomycetes; Xylariales; Xylariaceae. The transcript has a single exon. Gene Ontology annotation, biological process: intrinsic apoptotic signaling pathway in response to endoplasmic reticulum stress; protein phosphorylation; IRE1-mediated unfolded protein response.